Messenger RNA from Leguminivora glycinivorella, 1035 nucleotides. RefSeq names its product X-box-binding protein 1 (gene Xbp1). Gene Ontology annotation, cellular component: nucleus. The record is from RefSeq and is a predicted model, not a curated record. The transcript is spliced from 4 exons. The coding region runs from base 175 to 816 and encodes 213 amino acids. NCBI's taxonomy places the organism in Eukaryota, Metazoa, Arthropoda, Insecta, Lepidoptera, Tortricidae. Gene Ontology annotation, molecular function: RNA polymerase II transcription regulatory region sequence-specific DNA binding; DNA-binding transcription factor activity, RNA polymerase II-specific.
AACGUACAGUACAAAUCGAGCUCCUAAACAUGAAAGACGCACAUUCGGUUCGUUACUCAACUUCUAACAAAGUGAAGUGAUUCUAAUGCUUUUCAAAGCUUUUCGCGCUAGUAUGCGACCGUCGCAUUAACAUCAGUUGGUACCAGAGUGUUUUGUUUUGAAGAAAGUUUCAAGAUGAGUGCUCCAAUCAUCAUUACGGUGCCGAACAACUACCUGGCUGUGGAUGAGGACACGAAGGUGGUUCUGGAGCCGGCGUCUCCCGCCCCGUCGCGGAAGCGCCGGCUGGACCAUCUCUCCUGGGAGGAGAAGAUGCAAAGAAAGAAGCUGAAGAAUCGUGUGGCGGCACAAACGUCGCGCGAUCGCAAGAAGGCCAAGAUGGAUGAGAUGGAAUUCAAGAUCCAGGAGCUGGCUGACAGGAAUGAGCGACUAAUUAGUGAGGUGGAAAGCCUAAAGGCGCUGAACGAGCGUCUGUUGAGCGAGAACACAGAGCUGCGUGCGGCACGCAGUGUCUCGGGGGCCCGGGGACCGGCAGAGUCUACUCCUCGGCAGCAGGAGGGGCCCCCGACGGCACUGCGCGCGGCGCGCCUGCUGCUGGCGAUGUGUCUCCUCUCACAGACCUCCUCCAGCACCUCGAGUCCGAAGAGUACCUCGACACCUUACAGCAACUUGCCGACUCACUCCUCAAGGAAAUUGAUGCAGGCGGUACAGGAGCGGCUGAAGAUGUCCCAGUGCGGGACACUGGAGAGCGCCCUGAAGGAGCUGAAGUGGUGGGGGCCGCAGCAGAGCACCUGGAACCCAGUGAAGCUGCAGUCGUAGACCUCAAGCACGACGUGCACCGGAUACUGACCCAGCACUCCUACGCGCACCCCUACACUGACGCGCCCGACGCCCCUGACGCACACAACGACAAGGGUGACAUUUUCUACGCCAGUCUCCAAGAGAACUGCGUCACCGUUGAAGUGCCAUGCGAAGAACAAGUCAUAGAGGAAACACAAGUCGAACUAGACUUCCCCGAGCUCACUAAAAACUCUCCAA